UUAUCAAAAUGGCUCCAUACAGUUUGUUGCAUCCACUCUCCUCAGUCUGCUUUGAAGAAAAAAUCCAAUUCUCUGCAAGUCAGCAUCUCUCUGUUGCAAGAGGCAAAUGGUUCACGCUCCCCGAGACUGAGAUCCACAGCGACGUGUGGAGCAUCAAGCCACCAGAUUUCUCUCUUAAACUGUACAGAUCUCUGUCAGUUCCACAGAAGAAAGAAAGAAAGACGUAUUCAAAUCUAACUGUACCUCAACCAAGUGAAACAAAGAGGAGAACUGGGAUAUUUCUACCAACUGUUCUAUAUGAGAGUCACCAGAGAGAAGAGUCUCCAAAGUUCAUCAGAUCCUACAGGCCUCCUGAUGCUCUGGAAUCUGAGCUGAUGUUUGUUAAGACUGGGAAGUACCUUUCUGGGCCUUACAAGAACCCCAAACCACACGACUUCAGACCACUCAAUGAGGACCUUCCAGACAUAGUUACCACAUAUGAGAGAGAUCCGGGUAACCUGCAUUUUAAAUUAAAACACUUGGACAUUGUUCAGACCACUAGAUCUGAGUCACUCUCAUGUUCAAGGGACACCAAGCCAAGGAUGGACACGUAUAAACCUGAGGAGCCCAGAUGGGAUGCGAAGCUCAUCCUCCCUCAGCUGUCCUGGCCUCCAAAAUCAGCUUCAUAUACUAGACACCGACGAAGAAGAGAAGCAUACAGCGCAUUCUUGGACCGCGUGGAGGAGAAACUCUCAAGAUCGUGGAAAAAUAGAUCAUGAUUUUGUCUUUUUAAAUUAUUUUUAAUUUAAAUUUUUACAUGUGCAUGUUUAGUUUUAUAUGUAAUUAAAUUAGGGCUGUCCUCAACCAAAGAAAUUUUUAGUCGACUCACAAACAUUCUGUCAACUAAUCGAUUUGUUAAU
Sebastes umbrosus (honeycomb rockfish) is the source of this 899-nucleotide messenger RNA. RefSeq lists its product as uncharacterized. Lineage: Eukaryota; Metazoa; Chordata; Actinopteri; Perciformes; Sebastidae. The record is from RefSeq and is a predicted model, not a curated record. The coding region runs from base 9 to 758 and encodes 249 amino acids. The transcript is spliced from 4 exons.